UCACGGCAUUUCUCAGUCCAGCCUUUCGAUUUCUUCAAUCCAUAAAGAAUUUGAGCUUAAACGUAACAGUAUUUCAAAGAUAGAAACGCAUAUAUGCGUUUUUGCUGUUCAAAACCUGAUAAAAAAAACAAAAACAAAUAAUGCGUUUGGUUUUGCUGUAUUGUUGGAGCAAAUUGCUCGCUGCAUUUUGAGUUUUGCACCAUUUUAAUCUCUCCACAAAAUUUUCAUAUGCAUAUUUCUACAGAUACAGCUGCCACGGUUUCUUUCAUUUGAAACAGAUUGAUUCAUAGAUAUCUCGGCCAUGUAACGAAUUCGGACUGCCUACUAGUAGAUGAAAAACCACAACUUUCUCUUAUUCUGCGCAAGAGCAGCAGCGCUUUCAUGGAAACAUAAACCCGCAUUUGUCCGCAGUUUUCAUCACCCUCUACGUUGCCUCACUAAUACCAACACCGACAUCUACUCGUGUAACAGAAUCAUCAGUGACCUUCUCAAAUCUGGGUCUCUCGAUUCCGCCGCCAAGCUGUUCGAUGAAAUGACUGAACGAGAUGUUAUUACUUGGAACAUUAUGAUUUCUGGGCAUUAUCGUCGUGGGUUUCUGAGAGAAUCCUUAAGCUUGUACAACCAGAUGGUCUCCCAAUCUUUCGUCGAGAAUUCGUCGACGUUUUCAACUCUUCUGAGUAUCUGCAGCUCUGCAGGGUUGUUCAGAGAAGGACGCGAGGUUCAUUGCAGAGCGGCCGUUCUCGGGUUUAGUACGAACGUGUACAUUGGUUCCGCCCUCGUUGAUCUCUAUCUGCGAAUGGGCUGCGCCGGCAUUGCUCUAAGGCUGUUCGCUACAUUGCCGGAGAGAAGCUUGGCCACGUGGAACGUUGCUCUGCGCGGAUUGUGUGAAACGGGACGAUCAAAAGAGUUGCUGAGAAUGCAUAAUGAGAUGAAGGUGGAAGGGCUGGAGCCUAAUGGGGUCACCUUCUGCUAUCUGAUUCGGGGCUGUGGUUACGCGAGGUGUCUCGAAGAAGGAAUGCAGCUGCAUUGCUGUGUAAUCAAGGGAGGAUUGGUCGAUUCAAAUUUGUUCGUGGCCAAUGCUUUGGUGGACUUCUACUCUGCCUGCGGGUGCUUGGCGGAGACGAGGAAGUCGUUCGAGGCUAUACGGCCUCCAGACGUGAUUUCUUGGAACUCUAUGGUGUCCGUCUGUGCAGCAAGUGCGCGCAUACACGAAGCUAUUAUCAACUUCCGAGGAAUGCAUUUGUUUGACAAGAAGCCGUCGGCUUGUUCGUUCUUGGGGUUCUUGAAACUAUCCAGCUCGAGUAGAAAUCUAGUAUUCGGGCGGCAAACUCAUUGCUGCGUCGUCAAGGCAGGGUUCGAAGCUGUGCUUCUGCGAUCCGCCUUGAUCGACAUGUACGGGAAAUGCGGAGAUAUUGAUGGCGCGGUUCGUGUGUUCGACAGCGCUCCUGAGAGGACUCUCGAGUGCUGCAACUCUCUCAUGACGGCUUUGCUCAAGUUCGAUCUCGUGGAGGAUGUGGUUGCCCUGUUUGGGGUGAUGGUUGAUGAGAGGAUUGGGUUUGAUGAGGUCAGUCUUUCUUCGUCUUUGAAAGCUACGGCGUCUUCUUCAUUUCCUGCUUGCUGCUCGUUGCUGCACUGCUGCGCGAUCAAAUCAGGUUUCGAAUCCGAUGCUGCCGUGGCGUGCGCGCUGAUUGAUGCGUACUCGAGGUCCGGUGAAGUCGGAUCCUCCCGCCGCCUCUUCGCCGGAAUCCCCUCCCCAAAUCUAGUCUGUUUCACGGCGGUUAUCAGCGCGUUAGCGCGUAACGGAAUGGGGAAGGAAUGCGUUGCGAUGCUGGAUUUGAUGAUUGAAAACGGCGUGGAGCCUGAUGAGGUGACGUUCCUGAGCGUUCUAACGGGUUGCAGCCAUUCCGGACUGGUGGAGGAGGGAAGAGCGGUUUUCCACUCGAUGCGAACUCGUCACGGGCUGCAACCGGAGAGGCGGCAUUACUCGUGUAUGGUUGAUCUUCUAGGUCGCGCCGGUUUGCUAGACGAAGCGAUGCGGGUGGUGGAAGGCACUCCGUGGGAGGAGGAUUUCGUGAUCUGGAGCUCUGUGUUGAGGAGUUGCAGAGUUCAUCGAGAUGAACAAUUGGGGAAUCGAGCUGCCGAGAUGCUGAUGCGCCUCCAACCGGAGAAUCCUUGCAGUUGGUUGCAGGCGUCUUACUUCUACUCCGAUAUCGGAGAUUUUGAGGCCGCCAAACAUUACCGGGAGAUCGCGGUGGCGAGGAAGGUGAGGAGGGAAAUAGGUCGGAGCAUGAUUCAAGUGCGUGAAUCGUGAUCACUGUUGAAGACGACGAUGUUUCCAGCUGUAAAAUAGUGUAAACUCGCAGGGGCAUUUUCGGUAUUUCAGAUAGCGUCAUCGCCCUUGCCUUGUUGUCCUAGUUGGACUUCUUCCCCUUUAUUUCGACGCUAUAAAACUGCUCCAUUUCCA
This is a messenger RNA of Salvia miltiorrhiza (redroot sage), 2464 nucleotides long. Its product is annotated as pentatricopeptide repeat-containing protein At4g39530-like. Gene Ontology annotation, molecular function: RNA binding; protein binding. The record is from RefSeq and is a predicted model, not a curated record. Lineage: Eukaryota; Viridiplantae; Streptophyta; Magnoliopsida; Lamiales; Lamiaceae. The coding region runs from base 332 to 2311 and encodes 659 amino acids. The transcript has a single exon. Gene Ontology annotation, biological process: RNA modification.